This is a messenger RNA of Aspergillus piperis CBS 112811, 814 nucleotides long. RefSeq lists its product as uncharacterized. The transcript is spliced from 2 exons. The record is from RefSeq and is a predicted model, not a curated record. The coding region runs from base 336 to 596 and encodes 86 amino acids. NCBI's taxonomy places the organism in Eukaryota, Fungi, Ascomycota, Eurotiomycetes, Eurotiales, Aspergillaceae.
UUCAGGAACAUAUUUUAAUGGCCGACCCAAUCCAUAGUACGUUAUGAUAUACGCCAAAGCAGAGAACAGAUCCACUCCGAUAAGAGCAACGAGCACCAACCAGUCAUCAAGCCCGAAUUUGUUCAGAACGAACUUGCGCAUAUACAGCUACAACAGCUCAGUCAUUGUGGCCUCCAUAUGGCUUGCAGGAGUAUCAUGAAAACAUACUCGAAGCACACACACCAAGGUUGUCGGAACCGCCAGCACUAACACAAUGAUCCGCACCGCGAUGGUCAUGGACGAUGUUGGCACAUUGUCCUGUUGCUCGAUAGACCCACCCAUCCUAACCGGCUCUCAUGCACCAAAGCAGAGGUGGUCAUCAGGAUGGAUCGAGAAGAGAGAGCAGAAGCGGGGGGAAUGCCAUCAUUUCUAAAGUAUUUGUCUGGGGUGCUGUGGACCACGAAGGAAUGCAAGUCAAUGAUGCCAAUGCUCUUAACGUACAAAUGAAACAGGGAUCUGGGAUUCUCAGGCUCCAAAUUCGAGGCUUGUCAAACAUUAACAGGGGUCUGAAUCCUGGUCGCAGGAUCGCUCAAGACGCCGGCGCAGAUAGCGUCUAGUCGGUUCCGAGCCGAUAUCCACCAUCCGGAUCACGGAAUUGGGGGUAGAAGCCUUCUUCUCGGUCUUCCUUGCCUUUAUUUUCUUUUUCACUUCCUCAAAUUUGGCUUGUGACAACUACCUGCAUGUAUAGCUCGUGCAUAGAUCACACAAUGGCUGCGGUAGUCACGGAGAUCGUCGCCAACGCCUGCCAUCUAGAGCAGGAGAAGGUCACGCAUAU